AUGCCAACCCCAAUCCCAAAUUUCCUCCUCCCACGAGGACCACCGUCAGCCAUGAUGCUGCGCACCCUCCGACGCCAAGCGCAACCACAACGAACCUUCAGCACAACGCGCACAGCCUUGAAAAAGGCCAAUGCCAACAGCAACAGCAAACCUCGUGUCCUCGAAAAGCCAGACAAAUUUAGACCCCCGUCGCACCCCCAGCGCUAUGUAGCUCCCUCCCCGCAAAACGCACCCCCAGGCCAACCAUUCGAAUAUGGUCCUCGCACAACCCCCAAGCAAAUCGAGGAGCAGAAUACCAAGCAGUAUCCGAAUAUGUUCCCGCCCGAAGGGACGGUUAUGCAUAAGUUUUUGACGAGUAAAUGGAUUCAUAUCUGGAUUGCGAUGAGCAUCCUCACCACCCUAGCAACAUUCACCUUCACAACAAACUUCAAAGCAACCUCGCCAUUCGCACAUCUCCUCCCUAGCUGGUCGGAGCUCCUAACAAGCCCCUUCAGUACGAUUGGACGGGCGUUCUCUGUUUGGCGCAUGCAUGUGCAGCAUGAGUCUAUGCGUGUGCGGGAGCAGAGACAUCGUCGUGUUGAAGAUGCUGAGAAGAGGAAGGCCUAUCGGGUCGCGCAUGGCUUGGAAGAAGAGGAGGUUAAGAAGGAUGAGGAGGUGAAGGAGGGUGAGGUUGAUGUGCAGUCUCCUGUUGCUGCUGAGGGGGUUGGGGCUGUUGCUGAAGGGGAAUUUGUUGAUUGGGAGGGGAAGAAGAGGCCUGUUAAGAAGUGGUUUGGUAUUUGGUGA
Penicillium antarcticum is the source of this 783-nucleotide messenger RNA. RefSeq lists its product as uncharacterized. Bases 1 to 783 code for a protein of 260 amino acids. The record is from RefSeq and is a predicted model, not a curated record. NCBI's taxonomy places the organism in Eukaryota, Fungi, Ascomycota, Eurotiomycetes, Eurotiales, Aspergillaceae. The transcript has 2 exons.